CUUAAAAUGAGUUAAACGAGUUUUAGUGCAGUAAGAGACAUCUCUGCAAUAUUCCUUACUCUGCUAACUAUCAACAUGACAAGAUACGACAGGCAAGGUGUUCCUAACCAAAGUUUUCAUAAUCCGAAGGGAAUAACUCUUUACCCAGAGGGUUUGGACAAGUACGCAAUGGGAAACACACCAGCUCGAGAUAUCACAGAGCUCUUGGGCACUUCGGCAGAACAACAUGUAGACGUGUUGCUUUUAGCGUGUGGUGAUGUUAGAAAUUUCCUAUGCAGUAUAUCUGACCUGUCUUUGAGAAAUCUUCAUGAACAUCCCAAGAGUUUAAGUUUCCAUUUGAAUGAUUAUGAUCCGUCAGUGAUAGCUCGCGAUGUUGUGCUCUUAGAAGUCGCUAGUGUGAUAAAUUCUGAUGUCCCUGCUGAUGUAGAGUUCUUGUGGAAUAUUUGGUAUAACCUAGCGCUGUCGUCGGCUCACUUUGAUCGACUACGAAAAGUACUCAGUGAACUGUUAGAGAGGAAUUUUGACACCGACGAAAUCAUCUUAAAGUUUCAAGAUGGCGACGUUCUCCAAGAAUGUCGGGAUAUAUGGAAAGACUGGAUGGAUCUCGAUCUCGAGGUGAAAAGUGUAAAAGAGGAAAGAAACAACCUGAUGGAGGACAAAACAAGAAAUGUAGGAUUCUGUGAGGAUUCGCACCGCCAAUCUGUACUAGACCACAUAAACAUGGAGAUUUAUCAAGAGGAAUUAGAAAAGUUUGUGAAACAUGCUGCGACAAAUCCGCUCUACACGGAGAUAGAACACUGGUAUAGAGAAGGCUCCACGAGUGAUGAGUCGGAGAAAACAAAUCCAACAUUGAUUCGUCCAUUUGUUCGCAAGUGGAGACAGCAUUACAGUUCCUGUGCGUUUAAGGGUUAUCCACCCCUGGAAAGGAGAGACCUCGAGCAAGGUAAAUCAUGUGCAGAUGUCUGUAAGGAAAAGCUGGCAGUUUGGGUGAAAAGAUUUCAGGAGCAAAGUAAGAAUGACCAAGCAACUCUGAAGGUGACUCUGUGGACAGGCGAUGCACUUGCUUUGUGCACAAGCGGCUUCCUGCCAGAAAUGUUGUUUGACGUUAUCGAUACAAGUAAUCUCAGUGAUCACGCUGGUUUGCUAAAUGUUCUCGUCUGCUGUGCCCCGAGGUUGAAAGUACCAAAUGAGUCUUUGCUGUUCACAUCAAGCAUGUUAUGGCACGGUAAAUGUGACACUAUAAAGGAGUACUACCAAAACUCUGUUGGUGUUCCGUCGCAACUUCUCCCGACGGUUCUUGGCUUGAAGCUGGCUGUUGAUCUCGAAUUGGGAAGCAAAAAACUUCCAGAUGAUUUGGACUCUACAGAAGAGACUCUUUGCUGGGUCAAGGCGGACACAAAAAGGACUUUACUGACAAUAGAUAAAGCCACCGAUGUUGUCCAAGCGUUACUGGAUCUCACAGAGCGUUGCUUCAAUCUGUCGAACGAGACCUCCAUUGACCUCACUUUACCAUCACCUCUGACCUUGCUUCGAAUUAUACAUCAGGCACAACCACUCUUCAAGGGAGGAGCCACCAAGAUUUUUCACGCUCUUGAAAAUAAGCUACCAGCUGAUUUUAAGGAGAGGCACGGACUAUCCUGGAAUUUGUUAAAGGCGUCGUUGGGGAGAAAACCAAAGCCCAUCGUUGAAAUAAAAGUAACCACCAAGUUAACAGUCCAACCUUCAUUUAAGGGUACACCAAAGCCUGUGAUUUACAUUGAAAGGGAACACAGCAGUCCUGAGGAUGAUCCCUUACAAUGGAUUCUCGCUAUUGACCUUGCCUCACAGCCGAAUCCUUCAGCAAUUCACAACAGCUUACGCUAUGAAGAUAAAACGCACGUGGCGACUUUCCAUCUAAGCGAGGAAGACUGGAAUGAGCUUAACUGUUCUUCCACGCUACGGAUAUCAUCCAGAGAAGCUGUCAUCGAUCAUAAACCGGUGCGUCUUGGGGACGAGACUGUGAAGAGUGUUAAACGAGUUGAUCCUGUCGAAACAUUUGGUUUGUUUGCAAGUCAGACUUUCACCGUGGUGGAAUCCGACGAAAAAUGCCAAGUUGUAAAGGUAAUAAAAAUGGAGGAGGAAGCUGGUUCUUACUCCGGGGAACUUGAGAUACUGGACUCCGCUAUCUGUAAAGCGGAAGCGAUAGAGAUCAGCCAGCCAGAUAAGUCUCCAACGGAUGUCCAAAUAGACUUCAGGGGGGCCACAGGUGACCCACUUAGCAUGUAUUUUUCAUGCUUUGUCGACAUUGGCUCAUCCGAGUUCCAAAUCUCACGCAAAGUUGGGAAAAUAUUCUGCAACAUUUCCAAACUAAACGAUGGAACAGUGGGAGAACUUGUAAUACAAAACUUAGCUCCACUGCCUUUUCAUGCAAUGCCAGAGUGGGAUAGUAGUCUUACCGAUAUAAGAAUGCUCGGUAGAAUGUUUCGCACCAUGCAUGAUGUGAAACUGAAGUCACAGCGUAUGCCGGGUCCGCCAUUUUUUGACCUUAGAGAGUCUAUUUCAGACAUUAUAGAUAAGCACGUAACGGAACCUGAGAUUCCUAGGAUACAUUAUGUUGACGAGCGAGGAAUCAUCGAAGAACCAUAUGACUCACCUGAAGACAUGCUGAAGAAGAAGGGCUUCGUCAUCAAGGAGAAGGUCUUGUUCCGUAAAAUGCUGUACACACAUGCAGCCCGCGUUCCUCAAGAUCGUUAUUCUGUUGUAUGGAAGAAUUCGUAUAUUACCCCGUUGUUCCCACGAGAAAGGACCUUGAGUCUUCUCUGUAAAGCAGUUAAGAAUUAAAAUAACAUGGUAUGGAAACUCCUCUACACAGUACCCUUAGUUCUAAGGAACCUGGACAUUUGGAUGAUCAAUCCUCUCCGUCAGGAGUUAGAUCUGUCUCCCCUGACCCUUGUGCGAACCUAUUCGACCCAUUUCAGGGCUCAGCUUCCCACAGGGAUCAAGAGUGCGCUUUUUGCCGUUCAAAGAGCGGGCCUUUUAAAAAGUGUCUUGGAUGUGAAAAAGUGUUCUAUUGUGAUAAAACAAGCCAGAAAAAGCAUUGGAAUAAACACAAAACUGACUGCAGAUGGAAAAGGAAACUUUGAGGAUGCGGCAGGACGCGUGCGAGUCUCCUUUCAUUCCAUAAGGACGAUCAGAAACGAUUACACAGCCAAAAAGUUAUUUUAUUGGUACCAAAUGAUUUGAUCACUUGAAACGGAAACAUUGAUUACGGGAAUAAAUAUCACUUUUAGGAGUCGUUUCUAUUCCUGUCCAUUCAAUGAUAUUUUUCUGACUAGUUUCACCAUUAGUGUUUAUUAUCUUAUUUUCUUUUGCAUUUUUUUUUCUUCUCUUUCACAAUUUUGUUCUGAUGCUCAAGUAGUGUAAAGAUUUUUGGUAGCCGGGAGUAAAGAUGAAUUUUUCCGAUUGUGGUUCAAACAUAUAAAAAAAAAAACAAAGCAAAACAAAGUGAACCAAACCACAGGAACAGUGAAUGGUUUUUCGCAGUUUAUUUGAAAUCUUUAAACAAAAUUGGUGUUCUUUCUUUUAACAGACAUAUAUUCUUUUUUUUUAACAUAGAGUGUACUUGAGGAUAAUUAUUUCUUCUCUAAGCAAAGCUUCAUAUGUAUUUAUUUCAGCUUAUAUUAUCAUUAAUAGCAGCACAAAUAGUAUCAGCUGUUAUCAGCAUCAAUUUUACUGUUAGUAUAAGUUGUGAUGGCAAUUGAUUUUCCAAAAUCGAAAGUAAAUGGGAAGCCGACAACCCGCGUAGAGUUAUAGUCUAAAUAUCCAUUUAAAAGUAUCAUUGUCCAAAAUCAACUGUUUCCCAACAUCUUUAAUUAGCUUUUUCGUUUCGGUUAUCGUUUGGCAGUCCUGCUAAGAGACUUGCCAUGUAGAAACAUACCCACUUUUAGUCGAAAACACUGGUGGUAAAGACUACAGGCGCCCCAAGCUCAUGUCUUGAGAAAUAACAAAAGAUGACUUCCUGAAAGCGUCAUAAGUGUGACGCGAUGUUAAGUUACGAGCGGAACCGUUGAGAAUUUGAAAGCGUUGUGAGGAACAGUAUGGGGAACGAAAUAUGGUCGAUUUACAACACUAAGUAUUACAAAAUAAAAACAUUUUACACGUAAGAUUAAUAAAACUUGUUCAA
This is a messenger RNA of Stylophora pistillata, 4162 nucleotides long. RefSeq lists its product as uncharacterized. Gene Ontology annotation, molecular function: DNA-binding transcription factor activity, RNA polymerase II-specific. The record is from RefSeq and is a predicted model, not a curated record. Gene Ontology annotation, biological process: regulation of transcription by RNA polymerase II. Gene Ontology annotation, cellular component: nucleus. NCBI's taxonomy places the organism in Eukaryota, Metazoa, Cnidaria, Anthozoa, Scleractinia, Pocilloporidae.